Eubalaena glacialis (North Atlantic right whale) is the source of this 391-nucleotide messenger RNA. RefSeq lists its product as uncharacterized. The coding region runs from base 142 to 261 and encodes 39 amino acids. Lineage: Eukaryota; Metazoa; Chordata; Mammalia; Artiodactyla; Balaenidae. The record is from RefSeq and is a predicted model, not a curated record. The transcript has 2 exons.
GCCCGUCCUAGCGGGGGUCGCCCUGCUCUUGCUCCCGCUCCCGGGCCGGCUCCGCGCCCGCCCUCGGAGAAGCCGCGCUCACCGCAGGGGCGGGCCCCCGCCUGUGCUCGCGGCGCCGGCAGAAGACUCAUCUUUGAAAAUAUGUAUUUGGGAGAUAGUCACGUUCUAUUGAGUACCUUGUGCUGGUGCUGCCAUAGAAAAAUCUGGUUACACUCCGGGGAGGUCUGCUGUGGCUGCAGGACUGAUCCGCCUCGGCCCUGAGAUGAGUGUCCGGCCUGAGCGGGCACACCAUGAAUAGAUACACAACCAUCAAGCAACUCGGGGAUGGAACCUAUGGUUCCGUCCUGCUGGGAAGAAGCAUCGAGUCUGGGGAACUGAUUGCUAUUAAAAA